GUUGUCAUGGUCGAGGCUUCUGGUAUUUUGUAGGAAGGAGUCAGGAAUUUUCUUAUCACUCCGUGUAUCCACACAAUUGCUUCUAAUGUGCUUAUAAUUUCCAUUGUCUUAUUUACAUCAGGCUCAUUGGGAGAGCCUCACAGAGAUAAUGAGAAUGGGUUUAUUUGUAAUCGUUGUUUGAUAUUUAAUCGCGUGUGUGCCAGUACUACGUUGCUACCGCGUUGUCAGAACGUCGUGAAAUUGUCGAUAAAUAGUCAUUGUCACCGUACACGGAAAUUUUCUCAACUUCUGAAUAAAAAAUUAUCACUCCACAUUUUUUAUCUCCUCUCGGAGAUGACGAGAUGUUUUGAUAUAAUUCUUCAUUGAUAACGAUUGUGGUUCAUUUUCUCAUUCACUUGAUGAAUAAAUCGGUAGAAGUACAAUUGAUCUGAAUACUGUCGACUAAAGAGAUGAUGGAGAAUGAGGAGAGCAAGGAGACAGUGCGGAGGAAGAAUGCGAAAUUCUACAUUAACAAAUACGUUCCAAUAACGAGAUGGCUGCCGAAAUACUCCAGGUUUUACGCAGUUUCUGACUUCAUCGCGGGAAUUUCUCUGGGCCUCACUAUGAUUCCGCAGAGUAUUGCCUAUGCCGGGCUGGCGCAUUUGACUCCGCAGUACGGCUUAUACUCUUCGUUCAUCGGUGGAUUCGUUUACAUUUUCUUCGGCACAAUCAAAGAAGUCUCGAUCGGCGCUACAUCGUUGAUGGCUCUCGUUACCGCUGAGUUCACCAGCACAAAAAAUCCAGAUUUUGUGGUGCUACUAUGUUUUUUAGCUGGCUGUGCUGAGCUUUGCAUGGGAAUUUUCAAUUUAGGUUUUCUAGUCGAUUUUAUAUCGAUACCAGUGACGUCUGGCUUCACCUCAGCCACAUCGGUCAUAAUCGUUAUUUCUCAACUCCCCGGAUUGGUCGGUGUUAAGAUUAAAUCAGAGAGCAUCAUACAUAUCCUAGUGCAACUGUUCGAAAAACGAUCGCUGAUUCGGUGGAACGAUACUGCACUGGGGGUCGCAUGUAUCCUAUUUCUGCUGGCAUUCCGAAAACUGAAGGAUAUACCGUGCGAUAGCAUCAAGCGUCGGAAUGAAUCAGGAGGGAUUAUACUCGAAAAAACCCUUUGGUUCCUCUCGAUCUCGCGCAAUGCGUUGAUCGUGGUGAUUACGUCUUGCAUCACCUUCAGAUAUCAUCAGAAUGGAGAGUAUAUAUUUAAAACUGCAGCCACUGUGAGGCCAGGUCUCCCCGAAUUCUCUCCACCUCCUUUUUCGACUCAACAUGAAAAUGUCACGUAUUCAUUCUCCGAAAUGUGUUCCCAUCUGGGCUCAGGGAUUAUCAUGGUUCCACUCAUUGCAGUUUUGGCUAAUGUUGCGAUAGCGAAAGCCUUUGUGCGCGAUCGUCCAGUGGAAGCAACUCAGGAAAUGCUGACCCUCGGUGUGUGCAACAUAGCAGGAAGUUUCUUCAGGUCGAUGCCGACCUGCGGAGCCUUCACCAGAAGUGCUGUGGGCAGUGCCAGUGGCAUCCAGACCCCCAUGGCUGGACUCUACUCCGGCAUCAUGACUCUCCUAGCCCUCAGUUUCCUCACACCCUACUUCGGAUUCAUUCCAAGAUCCACGUUAUCAGCUGUGCUCAUCGCUGCUGUUAUUUUCCUCAUCGACGUCAAGAUCAUGAAGGUCUUGUGGAGAGGCAACAAGAAAGAUCUGUUCAUCGCUGUGGGAACAUUCAUCAUCAGUAUUUUGCUCAAUGUGGAGACUGGAUUGUUGUUUGGAACUGUUGUUAAUGCUCUGUUCUUGCUUUAUCUUUCUGCGAGACCGACCGUUGAAGUUCAUUCGAAAAAGACCAUUUUAGACGACAAAUACAUCCUCGUUAAACCAGAAAUAGGCCUGUUUUACCCCGCAGUAUCAUUCCUGACGGCAAAAAUAAUCAAAGUAGCGUACCGUGAGGCGAAAGGAAUUUACCCAGUUGUUGUGGACUUUGAGAGGCUUCAGGGGAUAGAUUAUACCGCCACCAAAGGGAUUGAGAAUCUCAUCAACGCAUUUGAGGGAAAGUGUCAACUGUUGAUAUUUCUCCACGUCAGUCCUUACGUGGUCAAUUCAAUCGAGAAUUUUGGAGUAACGAAGAUCUAUUUCAUCGACUGCGAGGAUCACCUCCUCAACGUUUUCGCCAGUUUAAAGAGAAACAGGAAAGAGGAGGAGACUAUUGUCACGACAUUCAAGGAACUCCUCGAGAAAUCAGAAACUAAAGAGGCUGAAUCCCUUCCCGAGGCGGAAACCCUCCUCCCGAAUCCGAAUUCCAUCGCGAGAGCUAUUGAUUCCCCAACCCGAUGAGAAUUCUCUCCCCAGAAACAAGAGUAAAACCCCUGAAUCCUCUCGGACUGAACUACAGAGGAAACCCAAGACAAAUAAAUCUCUGUUAUCACCCCCUGGGGGUAACAAAGAACCCACAACACAAAUAAAAGAGUACUCCAGCUUUAAAACCCCCGCUCUCACCCCGAGAAAACUCCAUUCCAACUUCUUUAAUUAAAUUUAAAGUAAUUAGUUACAUACGUCGUGACAACUGCACAUGUUGUACCUCUGCCGCUGCUUCAUCUAGAUGGCUCUGAUGUUCACAACAUCAACCAAAAAUCUAGAAGAGACAUCACCAAAAAAAAAACAGUUGUUACAAAAUAAAAAUAAUAAAAUCGACGCAAAAAAAUUGAAAAACAUUCCGCAAAAAAUCGAAAACUAAUGGAUCAUUGAUUUCAGAGCACGUGACUGCUGAGAACUGCUCUCAAACAGCAAAUAUACAUUUUCCGAUGUGUAAACUCGAAUGAAUUAAUAAUAAAAAUGAAAAAUCUCCGUAUAGAAAAGAUCGAAA
This is a messenger RNA of Diachasma alloeum, 2877 nucleotides long. Its product is annotated as sodium-independent sulfate anion transporter. The transcript has 9 exons. The record is from RefSeq and is a predicted model, not a curated record. NCBI's taxonomy places the organism in Eukaryota, Metazoa, Arthropoda, Insecta, Hymenoptera, Braconidae. Gene Ontology annotation, biological process: transmembrane transport. Gene Ontology annotation, molecular function: sulfate transmembrane transporter activity. Gene Ontology annotation, cellular component: membrane. The coding region runs from base 450 to 2348 and encodes 632 amino acids.